This is a messenger RNA of Saprolegnia parasitica CBS 223.65, 1564 nucleotides long. RefSeq lists its product as hypothetical. Gene Ontology annotation, molecular function: amino acid transmembrane transporter activity. Lineage: Eukaryota; Oomycota; Saprolegniomycetes; Saprolegniales; Saprolegniaceae. Gene Ontology annotation, biological process: amino acid transmembrane transport. Gene Ontology annotation, cellular component: vacuolar membrane. The record is from RefSeq and is a predicted model, not a curated record. The transcript has a single exon. Bases 1 to 1497 code for a protein of 498 amino acids.
AUGGGCGUCACUGCGGCGGUCAUCGCCCAAGUCAUUCACUUUGCCUUUUGCCUUUGGCCGCACACCUCGACGACCAUGGCGUUCCUUACGAUUGAAGACUUCAAGAUGUGUUUCUCAAUCUUCUGCUGCGUCUGCGGCGUCGGCUCCUUGGGUCUCGCUGGCAACUACGCGAGCGCCGGCUACAUCUGGGCAACCGUCGCCUUCUUCUUCAUGGCCAUCGCCAACACGUACGCCACGUGGUGCCUCUCCAAGGUGCUCCUCGCGGCGCCCAAGUCCGUCUUUACGUUCGGCGACGUCGGCGAGUGGGUCAUGGGCCGCCCCGGGCGGUACCUCACUACGAUCUCGCAGUGCGUCCUCUGCACGUUGCUCCCGAUUGUCUUUUUGGUGCUCGGCGGCUCGCUCCUCGUGAUCCUCUUCCCCGGCUCGUUCUCGCAAACGACGUGGAUUGUCUUGAUGGCGGUCACACUGCUCCCGGUCUGCCUCGUACCCACCAUGAAGGAGGGCGCGGGCAUGGCGGCAGCUGGCUGCCUCGGCACGAUUUUUGCCGACGGCAUUGCCCUCGCGCUCCUCAUCACCAACAUGCAAGACGUCAACCCGAGCGGUAUCUCGCCGCCGUCACCCGACAUUGACUUUAAGAGCGUCACGACGGUCUUUGGCAACUUGGCGCUCGCAUAUGGCGCGUGCAUCAUCAUUCCGACGCUGCAGCACGAGCACUCGCAGCCCGAGCGCAUGCCGCGCCUCAUCCUCGUGGCCCAGACGAUCAUUUCGGUUUUCUUCUUCCUCGUCUCGAUCCUCGGUGUCUUCUCGACGGGCUGCCAAACGCCGGGCAACCUCUUGUUUUCGAUUGCGGGCUCGGGCCUUGGCUUCAAGGCCAGCCGCGGCUUUGUCAUCCUGAGCUUCCUCUUCAUGCAGCUCCACGUCACGAUCGCGUUCUCGGUCAUCUUUUUCCCCGUCUUUCAGAUUCUCGAGCGCUUGGUUCUUGGUCUGCACAAGUUUGAAGGCGACGCAAUCGAAGCUGAUAUUGAGACGCCGGCCAUCGACGGCGCGACCCACUACGCGGCGGACAACAAGGCCAAGGACGAUGACAUGAAGCUGCACGACGAAGCCAUUGAUGCGUACAAGGCGCCGGGGGCGUACACCAAGGCUGCGAUCCUCCGCACGGCCAUGAUCGCCGUCUGUGUCGUCGUCGCGGUCAUCUGGAAGGACCACCUCGGCGCGCUCAUGGACUUUGUCGGCGCGUCGACGUCGUCGCUCGUCAACAUGAUUCUCCCGAUCACGUUUUACCUCAAGACGUUCUGGCCGAUGAUUUCCAAGGGCGAGAAGGCGUUUGGCAUCAUCUGCAUUCUGAUCUCGUGCUUCCUCGCCGUGUACGUCUCGAUCAACACGGGCAAGGAGCUCUUUGCGCCCGUGGAACGUGACCCGAAGAUCCUCUUCCCGCUCUGCCCCGCCAAGUACCAGGAAGUCGUCUUCACCAACACGACUUUUUACAAGUACUAAGGCCUCGUGUGCUCGAGACGCUAUGUCUGUCUCGGUUUGUAGUGUUGAUCUAAAAUGUUAGUCCCGU